Dracunculus medinensis (Guinea worm) is the source of this 2244-nucleotide messenger RNA. Lineage: Eukaryota; Metazoa; Nematoda; Chromadorea; Rhabditida; Dracunculidae. The record is from the annotation of a GenBank genome assembly.
AUGAAACAACCAGGAUUUGAUGAAAGUAUUGCUGCUGUUAUAGUUCAGUAUCCAAAUACUGAAGGAAAUAUUGUGCAACUGGAUAAUUUAAUCAAGGAAGCCCACGCUAAUGAGAGUUUGGUUAUACUUAUUUGUGAUUUAUUAUCGCUUACGUUGCUACGUUCUCCUGGUGAACUCGAUGCGGAUAUUGCUCUAGGUAGUGCGCAACGAUUUGGUGUUCCGCUUGGUUUUGGUGGUCCGCAUGCCGCCUUUCUGGCCGUGAAACAAAAUGAUGCGCGUAAUUCUCUUGCUCGAACAAUGCCUGGUCGUAUAAUUGGGCUUAGCAAAGGGAUGUACAAUGAACCGGCGUAUCGAUUAGCUUUACAAACUCGUGAGCAGCAUAUCCGGAGAGACAAGGCUACAUCAAACAUCUGUACUGCACAAGCUUUGCUUGCCAAUAUGGCUGUAAUGUAUGCUAUUUAUCAUGGACCUAACGGUUUGCAACGUAUUGCAAGUAGUAUCAAUAAAGGAGCUAUAUUUUUAGCCAAUCAUCUUAGAAAUUCUUCUUACGAAGUUAUCCAUCGAACGUUCUUCGACACAAUAAAAGUGCGCGUUAACGAUUUUGAAAAAAUAAAAGAUCGAAGCGAAGAGAAACGCCUGAAUUUGCGAUAUUUUAAUGAUGGAUGUGUUGGAAUCUCGCUUGAUGAGACUACGACUUAUGAGGAUUUAUCCAAUUUGCUUUAUGUCUUCGGAAUCACCGAUAUAACUACGAAUCAAAUUGAAGAAAAUGUUGAGAAAAUUAAUUGUUUAACGAGGAAUCCAGUUCAUGGUCGUAAAAGCUUAUUCCUUACUCAUUCUCUUUUUAAUACGCAUCACAGUGAAGCACAGCUUAUACGUUAUAUGAAAAGGCUUGAAAAUAAAGAUGUUUCUUUGGUUCACUCGAUGAUUCCUCUCGGUUCUUGUACAAUGAAACUCAAUGCUAGUGCUGAAUUAAUGCCCAUUACAUGGUCAGAAUUUAACGGUCUACAUCCUUUUUCCCCAGUGGAACAGUCGAAAGGAUUUCAGAAGAUAUUUCACGAUUUAGAAGAAUGUGGCGCUAAUGGUGAAUACUCUGGUCUUCUGGCAAUUCGAAAUUAUUUGGAUUCGGUCGGUCAACAGAAUAGAGAUGUUCGAGCUAUUUGCCUUAUUCCAACGUCAGCGCAUGGCACAAAUCCAGCUAGUGCUCAUAUGGCCAAUAUGAAAGUUGUUGCGGUAGAUGUUGAUCGCCAUGGAAAUAUUAGUUUCAAGGAUUUAUCGGCCAAGGUGGAAAAAUAUAAAGAUAAGUUAGCAGCUAUUAUGAUCACAUAUCCUUCAACACAUGGCGUUUUUGAAUCGUCUAUAUGUGAUGUUUGUUCCAUAAUACAUGAAAAUGGUGGACAAGUUUAUUUAGAUGGCGCAAAUUUAAACGCACAAGUUGGUCUAUGUCGUCCCGGCGAUUAUGGAAGUGAUGUCUCUCAUUUGAAUCUGCAUAAAACAUUUUGCAUACCGCAUGGCGGUGGUGGACCAGGAGUUGGACCUAUCGGCGUUAAGGCUCAUCUUGCUCCAUUCUUACCAGGACAUCCUGUUGUUCCCAUCGAUGGUCGAAUUGAUGGAGCAGUUAGCGCUGCUCCUUAUGGAUCAAGCAGUAUCCUCCCUAUUACUUGGGCUUAUAUAAAAUUGAUGGGAAACAGUGGUUUGAAGAGAGCAUCUCAGAUGGCUAUUCUUAAUGCUAACUAUAUGGCUAAACGAUUACAAGGAAUUUAUCCUAUACUUUAUAAGGAUGAACAAAAUCAUGUCGCUCACGAAUUUUUGAUUGACUGUCGAGAAUUCAAGACGACUGCUGCUGUUGAAGUAGUUGAUAUUGCCAAACGAUUAAUGGAUUAUGGGUUCCAUGCACCUACGAUGUCUUUCCCAGUUCAUGGUUGUUUGAUGAUUGAACCGACUGAAAGCGAAGAUAAAGCUGAAAUGGAUCGAUUAAUUGAUUCUUUGAUAGCGAUAAGAGAAGAAAUUGCUGUGAUUGAGAAGGGAAAAAUGGACAAAAAAAUAAAUCCUUUAAAAAUGGCGCCACAUACACUAACGGUUUUAACAUCAUCAACUUGGAACCGGCCAUAUUCGCGUGAAAUGGCUGCUUUUCCACGUCCUUGGUGCCAUUCAAAAGUUUGGCCAAGUGUUAGCCGUAUCGACGACCAGUAUGGUGAUCGCAAUCUAAUAUGUUCGUGCCCUCCUGUUUCCGAUUAUAAUGAUUAG